This is a messenger RNA of Syzygium oleosum, 1036 nucleotides long. RefSeq lists its product as uncharacterized. The record is from RefSeq and is a predicted model, not a curated record. Lineage: Eukaryota; Viridiplantae; Streptophyta; Magnoliopsida; Myrtales; Myrtaceae. The transcript has a single exon. Bases 35 to 505 code for a protein of 156 amino acids.
CAAGAUCUCCUCCUCCUCCUCCUCCACCACAGACAUGGCCACCGCCAUCCUCCGGCGAAACCCUAACCCUCGCUGCCUGUCCGAUCCCGACCGCGGCCGCCCCCGCCGGCGGAAACGCAGCCCCGAAUCGAUCGGUGCCCGCCCCGCGGCGGCCCCCGCGUCGAAGAGCCUCGUGAUGGGCCAGGUCAAGAUCCUGAAGCGCGGCGAGCCCUUGACCGCCUUCGCCGCGGCCCGCCACGGAUCUCCCAGCCUCGCCGCGGCGGCGAAGGGGAAGAUCAAGAAAGGAGAUCCCGACCUCGCGCUGGGGUCUACCGACCGGAUCGGGCCCGACCCGGAGACCGUGCAGCGGCAGAUCCGGGUCGGGGAGCUGCCCGGCGUCUACGCGGGUCCGGGGAUGUGCGUCUCGUCCCCGCCGCCGAGUUCCGUCCCCGUGCCGUGCUUCUUGGGCAAGAACGACCUGGCGACGUGCAGUUUGAGGCGGCUAUUGGGGCUCCACUUGUCGUGAAUUUGAGGGAAAAUUCGCGUGGUUUUGGAGACUUCGCGUGUCGCGGCAGAUGUGGUGGUGCCCCUGUGAAUUCCGCGAAUCUGAUGGAUGUGUUCCGCCGGAGAUUUGCUUGUUCGAGAAUCAAAAGGGCUCUCCUUUAUCUUUUCAGGAGGAAGGGGCUUUUGAUUGCAAGCAAAAAGGAAGUUGUUGAAGAUGGAAGUUUGGUAGUCUUUUUAUCGAGGAAAUUCGAGAUGGUUGAUCAGGGAACCUGAACGGGUUUCUUCUAGGGGUGUUAAGUUAUGUUUAGUUUAGAUGUGUGUACGUGGAUCCAAUACGCAGUAUUUAUUGUAGCCUGUGUGGUCAUUAAAUCGAAGUAUUGGUCUGCAGAGUAUGCAUUAGUAUGCCACUUUAGAAAGAAAUAUUGGCUAACUUAUGAUUCUAUGUCGGGGAGAGUUUCUGGUUUUUAUAGAUUGGUCUGAUACACUAAGUAUCUGUUGCUUCUAUGUAAUACAUCAGUAUGCUGGGAUAAAUAUUAUGAUGAUGAUUUAUUAU